Messenger RNA from Vigna umbellata (rice bean), 1517 nucleotides. Its product is annotated as polygalacturonase-like. Gene Ontology annotation, biological process: carbohydrate metabolic process. Gene Ontology annotation, molecular function: polygalacturonase activity. NCBI's taxonomy places the organism in Eukaryota, Viridiplantae, Streptophyta, Magnoliopsida, Fabales, Fabaceae. The record is from RefSeq and is a predicted model, not a curated record.
UAUAAAUACACAAACUUCUAAUCAAUUCCUCACCAACUUGGAUAUCAGCCAUAGCCAUUUUCAUGAAACUUCUUUCAACACCAUUAUUCAAGAUACCAUCUAUUCUCACUUUCACACAAAGGGAAAUUGAAGAAACAAUGGCCCUCCCAAGACAACACCACCUCCUUUUGUUUCUUGUUGCCAUGUUGGUUUCUUUUGCUCAUAGCACAGUGCCAGAGGACCCACUUAGGUUAUUUCAUGAGGGUUCUCCUAAAGACAAGAACUUCAUCAUGCAGAGUACAAAUGUUUUCAACUUUAAGAGUUUUGGCAAAUUGGGUCACAUUUCUUCUUCCCUUAAAAUGGUUAACGUCAAUGAUUAUGGAGCUCGAGGAGAUGGUAAAAGUGAUGACACUCUGGCAUUCAAGAAGGCUUGGGAAGUAGCAUGUUCAUAUGCAGGAGCAGUUUUUGUGGUGCCGCAGAAAAAUUAUCUACUCAAGCCAAUCACAUUUUCUGGCCCUUGCAAAUCCAACAUCGCAGUACAGAUCUCUGGAACCCUUGUAGCAUCAGAUAAUCCAUCAGAUUACAGUGAAGACCGCACACACUGGCUUAUGUUCGACAGUGUUCAGAAACUAUCAGUUAAUGGUGGUGGAACCAUCGAUGGAAAUGGAAACAUAUGGUGGCAAAACUCAUGCAAAAAGAACCCUAAGCUUCCUUGCAAGAAGGCCCCUACGGCGUUGACUUUCUACCAGUGCAACUACUUAACAGUUGAGGAUUUGACAAUAAAGAAUGGCCAACAGAUGCAUGUGUCCUUCGAAGAAUCUAAGAAUGUUAUUGCUUCUGGUCUCACCGUGACAGCACCUGAAGACAGCCCAAACACUGAUGGAAUUCACAUCACAAACACUCAAAACAUACAAAUCUCGAACACAGUUAUAGGAACUGGUGAUGAUUGUAUAUCAAUAGAAAGUGGAUCCAUGAAUGUGCUAGCCACAAAAAUAACCUGCGGACCAGGCCAUGGUAUCAGCAUCGGAAGCUUAGGGUCUGCGAAAUCCAAGGAUUUUGUUUCAGGAGUAAUGGUAAACGGAGCUAAAUUUUCUGGAACUACAAAUGGAGUAAGAAUUAAAACAUGGCAGGGAGGUUCAGGAAGUGCAAGCAACAUCAAGUUUCAGAACAUUGAAAUGGACAAAGUAACGAAUCCCAUAAUAAUAGAUCAAAAUUACUGUGAUCAAGCCACACCAUGCAAAAAACAAAAAUCUGCAGUUCAGAUUAGGAAUGUGUUAUACGAAAACAUAAAAGGCACAAGUGCUUCUGAUGUGGGUGUGCAAUUUGAGUGCAGCGAGAAGUUUCCAUGCAAAGGGAUAGUGUUGCAGAACGUAGAGCUUGAACGUGAAGAUGGAGAAGGGGCCAAAGCUUCAUGCAACAGUGUUCAAUUGUCCUACAGAGGAGAUGUUAACCCUCAAUGCCCAUAGAUACACCAAACACACUUCCAAAUAAUGCAACAUUGUUUUGCACACGAUAAUAAGGCUAAUUCAUUUGUAUAG